GCCGCGUUGAACAGAGGCUCGGGGAGCACCCAGUGAGAAUGGAGAGUCUUUAUGGAAGUGCCCCAUCACUUACAAGCAGAAGGUUCCCCAUUGAAGAGCGUAUAGAGAACCAGAAAGCCCAGAAGAAUGAGGAUGAGAAUUUCUAUGUAUCCUGUCGAGCCGCAUACCUCACCAUCUUCAAGACCAGCCUGGAAAACAUCACAGACAAAGAGCAGCUGCAGUUAGUUCUCCAACAGGCCGGACGUAACCCAUCAAAGGGGACUCUCAGCAAGUACUGGACUGCAAAGACCAAAGAAUUAAAUUUUGAUGAUUUUUGUGCCAUCGUUAAAAGAGAGAAAUCUGCCUCAAAGGCUGACCUGAUGAAAGCCUUCCGAAAAAUGGAUCCUGGAAACAAAGGAUAUGUGUUACACGAUGACCUGUAUAAAAUCCUCACCUCAAAAGGGGAGAAGAUGUCGCCAGAAGAGGUGAACGCGGUCCUUCACUUAGUUGAUGUAAACAGCGGUGGCAAGCUUGACUACAGUAAGUUCUGCAACGUGUUCUUCAAUACUUGUGACCAAUGUGCCAAGAUGGCAGCUGAGAAAAUGAACGCAAACAGUCGGGCCAGACGUCAGCAAUUUGGGAGCCAAGUCGCGACGUCUCCGGAACGCUCACCUUCUCCUCGGACACCACGUGAUGGAGAAACGGCGCCUAGAAAAGCUGACAGCAAAUCUCCGAGACCUUCAUCAGCUCGGAACUACAAAGCCACAAUAUGUACCAUCGCCAACAUGGGACCGCCCAGUGCCAGGAACUCCAAAGUAGUGGAACCAAAUAGCCUACAGGAAUGGCCGAGUUCCCAGUUAAAAGGAUGCUUUUUCCUUGAAGACACAGGAAUCGUUAGCCAUUACUAUAAGCUGCAACUGUCUCUGAGAACUACAGUCUAUAUGACAAUCAAACCCUUAAAUCUUAGCAGGGUGGAAGGAAAAUCUUCCCCAUGGAUGUCAGUGGACACUGCUCUGUAUAUAUUAAAGGAAAGCGAUGGAAAAGGAGAUCCUCAACUCAUCUCUUUCACGGAAGUGCGGAAUAAAGACGCAUUUGUCUGGAAGGGUGAGCUCGGAAUCGGCUCUUACACACUUUUACCGUUCACAACAGGCUGCAAAUUGACUAAAAAGAAAAAAACAAAUUGUGAAAGAGGCCAAACUAGUUUACAGAAAUGAAAAGGAAGAUUUAGUUCUCACUCCGGAGUUCAGAUCUGCUCUGUCCGACAUGUUUGACAUCAUUGAUUUAGACAGCAAUGGUUCUCUCAGCCUAGAGGAAUAUAAUUUCUUUGAGAUGCGGACCAGUGGUGAGAAAUGCGACAAUGACGCCUGGGAGGUUUGCAAAGAGAAUUUUGAAACAAAGAAAAAUGAGCUUACGAAGAAAGGUUUUCUGGAUCUAAACCUUAUGGAGGCAAAUGACCGAGAAGGCGACCCAAGUGACCUCUGCGUGACGCUGCAGUCCAUGGGUUACAACAAGGCCCUGGAACUGACAGAGGCAUGUCCAUUCAUUGUUGAUAUUUAUGCAGAAAAGUGCAAACCCAGACUGAGCGCUGUGAGCCUGGCAUCCAGCAAUCGGCAGCUGCAGAAGGUGCUUUGUAAGUCUGCAAUUCUGAAAGGAGAGGCCAAGCCCAUGGAAGGUUAUGAAAGCGUUGUUAUCCACACAUACAAGAAUGACACCAGAAUUACUUCUGUUAUUGAGAAUAAGGCAGAUAAGAAGAUCAUGAUGCAGGUGAACAAUGACCAGAGCAAGAACUGCGUCAGCAGCCGAGGACUCAGUGUGUUCGCUGUGGAAGUGCCUGCAAAAUCAACCGUGGUGUCUCAGCAUGUCAUGGCCCUGAACGAGAGACAGGAGUGGUUGUAUAACUGCAUACAGAGUGUUCUGUCCUGA
Staurois parvus is the source of this 1902-nucleotide messenger RNA. The record is from the annotation of a GenBank genome assembly. Lineage: Eukaryota; Metazoa; Chordata; Amphibia; Anura; Ranidae.